CGGUUCCCCUGGCCCCAAAAAUGUAAUAGAGGAACCAUCGGAGCCAAUCUUUACAGAACACAAGACUUACCUCAGUUGGUCAGUGUUCGUAGUGACAACAUGUGUACUGGAAAAUGCUCCCUCUUCGUGGCCAUCACCUUGUACCCUCUGGCCCUUCUGUCGGUCAUCUGCAACAUUCUGCUGUUCUUCCCUGACUGGACGACCAAGUACGCCAAAGAGGGCAACAUUACUGAGGAGGUGAAGUACAUGGGGGGAUUCAUCGGAGGAGGGGUUUUGGCUCUGAUCCCUGCACUCUACAUCCAUCUGACCGGAGAACAGGGCUGCUGUGCAAAUCGCUUCGGGAUGUUCUUUUCCAUCGUAUUUGCAGCUGCAGGUGUUGCAGGCGCAGUGUACAGCUUCAUCGUGGCACUGCUUGGUUUCACCAAUGGGCCUUUGUGUAUAACUCAAGAUGACAACUGGGGGAGGCCUUUAAAAAACGGCAACCUUGGUCCGAUGAGUGACUCCGAAUUAUGGAAUCUGUGCAAAGAGCCAAAGAACGUGAUGAAGUUCAACGUUGGUCUGUUCAUCACUCUGAUGGUGGCCAGCAUCGUGCAGGCGCUGGUCUGCGCUGGGCAGAUCAUCAACGGCUUUGUCGGGUGUCUGUGCGGAACCUGCAACGACCAAGAGAAAGCAUGAGUUUGUGAGGAAACAACGUUCGGAACAUCUGAAGCCAUAACUGCUGAGUAAAGUGGUUCAUAUAUCUGCAUUUUAUUAGCUUUUUUUUGUUAUGCACAAUUUUGACCAAAGAGUUUUCAGCUGCGCAGGGAGGUCAGUAUUACAACAUUUAAAUAAAUCUGCUAUUAAAUGGUUUAAAAUGUGUCCAGCAUUAGUUCUUAGUGGUCAAGCUGUAUUUCUGUUAUAAAGAGUUUGACAUUAAUACUGAAGGGAUAUGGAGGAUGCUGCUUACAGACAUUACUGUUAGUUUUUGAAGAUUUUUGUCAGUUUGAUCCAAAUACAGCAAAAAACACACAGAAACAAAAAAAUGUGUUAAUAGUUUCACUUGUUAUAAUUUGGCUUCUGCACAAAGAAUUUAAAUAAAUAAUGAGAAAAAAAAAUCUAUGAUGUCUGAUUUAUACAUUUUUCUUCUUAUCUUUAUAAACUACUCAUUUUGAUUGCA
Austrofundulus limnaeus is the source of this 1156-nucleotide messenger RNA. RefSeq names its product transmembrane 4 L6 family member 4. Lineage: Eukaryota; Metazoa; Chordata; Actinopteri; Cyprinodontiformes; Rivulidae. Gene Ontology annotation, cellular component: membrane. The transcript is spliced from 6 exons. The coding region runs from base 100 to 675 and encodes 191 amino acids. The record is from RefSeq and is a predicted model, not a curated record.